Messenger RNA from Debaryomyces fabryi, 1107 nucleotides. RefSeq lists its product as uncharacterized. The record is from RefSeq and is a predicted model, not a curated record. NCBI's taxonomy places the organism in Eukaryota, Fungi, Ascomycota, Pichiomycetes, Serinales, Debaryomycetaceae. Bases 1 to 1107 code for a protein of 368 amino acids. The transcript has a single exon. Gene Ontology annotation, biological process: peptidyl-histidine methylation, to form tele-methylhistidine. Gene Ontology annotation, molecular function: protein-L-histidine N-tele-methyltransferase activity.
AUGUCGUUUUCAUUUGGAUUCACUAACGAAGAUUUCAGUGACGAUGAUAUAGAAGAGUCUGUCAACGUGAAUAAUGUACCAGUUUCGAAGCUGAACGAAAAUCCAUUGGAUAAGUUAUCUGAAACGAUUGAUGAAUCGUCAUAUCCUAAGAUGCACACUUUGGAAUCUAUUUUGCAUACAUUGAAUGGGGUUAGACUCACAUUUGAUAACUAUACUACUCCAAUAGGACAAAAUAUCAUAUAUCGUCGGGAACUAUUUGAUGUUAAGCAUCAAAUAAUGUGCGAGGAUGAUGAUAAUUCUGUAAAGCAUGGUGUCACUAGUGACGUUUUAAUUGGAGACAAUAAUGUAGUAGAUUUGAAGAAAAAUGUUUAUGAAGGGGGUUUCAAGAGUUGGGAAUGUUCGUACGAUAUGGUUGAUGAAUUAUCGAACAUGAUAAAUAAUGGGAAGUUGAAGUAUAAGAAUCUCUUAGAGUUUGGCUGUGGAACAGCAUUACCUACAUGUUUCUUGUUGAUGAAAAAGUUCCAAAUGCAAGACAAGACCAGCACAAACUACAUACUAUCAGACUUCAACUAUGAUGUACUCAGGUUAGUCACAGUACCGAAUUUGAUUAUCCACUGGGCAUCCACUUUAGAACCAUCGAAAUUGAACGAAUUAUGUGCAUCCCAGCCUACCGGAGACCUUGAAGUGGACGCUCCAAUAUUAAGCAAUGACGAAGUAUUGAUAACUGAACCCUUGAUUAACGAAUUCAUCAACCAAUUAUCAGAAUACAAUGUCAAAUUACUGUUUGUCUCUGGCUCAUGGGGUCGUGAGUUCAAUUCUCUUUUGAAUGGCACUCCAAUUGACCUUAUUAUUAGCUCUGAGACUAUCUACUCACCUGAAUCUUUACCAAUUGUAGCUGAAUCAUUGAUCGAAAUCUUGACUCAAUCUAAUGUCCCGAAAUCGUCGUGCUUGAUCGCUUCCAAGAACUUUUAUUUCGGUGUUGGUGGUUCUGUUACUGAAUUUGUCAACUAUUUAAAGAACAAGAAGUUAGAGAAGAUCUCCUUAGAUGUUAAUGAAAUCCAUGACUCCCAGUUAAAGAGGUCGUUGAUCACAUUGACCUACUUCUAA